Messenger RNA from Rhodotorula toruloides NP11, 1404 nucleotides. RefSeq lists its product as uncharacterized. The transcript has 5 exons. The record is from RefSeq and is a predicted model, not a curated record. Bases 1 to 1404 code for a protein of 467 amino acids. NCBI's taxonomy places the organism in Eukaryota, Fungi, Basidiomycota, Microbotryomycetes, Sporidiobolales, Sporidiobolaceae.
AUGUCUCCGACGCCGCUAUGGGGCGAUUCCGUACGGGCAGACACGCUGCGCGACAAGGUCGGCCGUGUCGUCCGCUUCGACGUCCCUCCAAACCAGGACAGGCUCAGCCCGAUCCGCCGUGCGCUCAAACAGAAACCGCCGCAGAGUGUUACAGGCGUGCUCGCGUCCUUCUGGCUCGACGGUCCAGCGAGACCGAUCGUUACUAUUUAUCCCCUCCACCGCCUGCAACCCUUUCCCUCGGAAGACUCGGUCAUCGAAGAUUGGAGCGGACCUUUCGCUCCCGGAACUCGUCUCUCUACUGUCCUCCUUCCUCUCGCUCGAGACGACGACUUGAUCCCCGGCACUGGAAGGGAGAGGGCGUGCGACUGGUACUACGGGGGACAGCCAUGCUUUGAUCUUGUCGGCCUUCUCGACGCGAGCGGGCGCAAGGCUCGCUUGCGAGAGCGGACAUACGUCGCGCUGAUGGCCGAGAGCUACGCCCUCCGCAGCGAAAGCAUGGUCGUUUGCCUCAACUCUGCCAUCACUUUUCACGACCUGGGCUUCCUCUCGUCCGCUGCAUACCUUGUCCGGCAGGGGCAGUGGCUGAAUCAGCAAGGACACGCUGCUGCUGUGCGCAAGGCUGGCUAUGUAGUCGGUUCACUCAAGGCUUCCCGCCAAACGCAGGCCGUGCAGCGCCAGCCGACAGCGACCUCGACUAUCAGCCAUCAAAACCCUACUGCAUUCUCCUCCGUCAGCCGGCGCGGCACAAAGCAGCAAGGCAGCCGGACCGCCAGCGGCACUCUUCGCAAGAGCCCCGUCUUCAUGCCGCCUCUCGCCAAGAGCACGCUGGCCAAAAAGCUUGACUGCAGCGCAACGCAUACGCAAUCAACAGCGCCCGCAACCUCUGCCAAGGUAGCACCUGCGAAGACGUGUCCUCCUGACUGUCAAGGGCACUGGUUCGAAGUGUCUGGCUGUCUUGUGACCAAUGGCGAUGACCCUGCCGCACCACAUGAACCCGCAAACGAACCGGCGAGCUCUCCUGCCGCGGGUGCGACAGACCCGUCCCACUCGUUCGCCCAGCAGGAAGCGUGCCUGUGUGCGUUAGCCGGCGACAGACGGCUUGCAACCCGCCUUGGCGACCUCGACAAGUCUAUCCAUCUGGCCGACGUGCUCUUUGCGAACGGAAUGAGUUUCGACUCGCUGAAGACUCUGCUGGCUUCGAUACCCCUAUCUCCACCGGGCUCGCCUCCCCUGCCUCCUCUCCCGCCGAUAGUCUACAUGUCGAUGUACCCGGCUACAGAGGUCCCGCUCCAAGACGUGGCGGGCGUCUUCGGGUCGCUCGCCUGCAAGGACCGUCAAAGGACGGCAAAGAUACAGCGGUGGAGACAAGAGGUCGUGCACUCCGACGGCACGACGCAGAAGUAG